UCCCAGGCCUUCCAGGUCACCCAGGACUUAAAGGUCACAAGGGACACACCGGUCCAAUUGGCUCAAGAGGGGAGUCUGGAGCAGUUGGAUCUAAGGGUGCAUCUGGCAACCUGGUUCAGUGGGUGCUCCUGGUCCACCGGGGCCACCAGGUAUGCUGGGAGACAGAGGCAGAGCAGGCCCAAGUGGACCUAUGGGAAAACGUGGUGUCGAUGGCCAUGUUGGUAAACCUGGUCCUCAGGGUCCUAUGGGAAUUUUCGGCGCUCCAGGUUUUCCUGGAAACCCAGGACUGAAGGGUGAACAAGGGCCCACUGGAGUUAGAGGGACACCCGGACAGCAGGGGCCCAGAGGGGAUGCUGGCCAUGUCGGGCCACCUGGACCACAAGGAAACCAGGGGGCCGCGGGAUCUGAUGGAGCUCCAGGAGCUCGCGGGCAAACAGGUCUGCAAGGCAUCAUGGGUCCAGCAGGCGCACCUGGCCCUCCAGGCACCCCUGGCCCACAGGGAACUACUGGUGUCGAGGGUCCAAAGGGUCAAGUGGGUGAUGUUGGAGCACCGGGAUUCAAAGGAGAUCCUGGACUUAAGGGAGAACGAGGUGACACUGGUGAUCACGGUCCAUUAGGUCCCAUGGGAGAUGAGGGGAAGCGUGGACCUCGAGGUGACAUGGGGUCAGCUGGUCCUCCAGGAUCUCCAGGAGAAACAGGUGCUCCUGGAAACAGAGGGUUCCCCGGGACAGAUGGUUUGCUGGGCCAAAAGGGUGCUCAGGGUGAGAGAGGACCCCCAGGGACCUCUGGUGCUAAAGGUUUAUCUGGAGAUCUAGGACGCAAUGGGGAGCCAGGUUUAACAGGAGCUCGGGGCCUGACGGGACUGAUAGGUGCUCAGGGAGCAGAAGGAAAGCAAGGACCAAUGGGCUCAGCAGGAGAGGAUGGGAAACCAGGUCCCGCUGGUUCUACAGGGAACAGAGGUCCAGUUGGACACAUGGGCCUGCCAGGACCAAAAGGCUUCACUGGAGAUCCUGGGAAGACUGGAGACGCUGGGAGCCCCGGAUCACAAGGUCCAAGGGGACUGAAUGGAAAGGAUGGAGAGGAGGGUCCUGCUGGGAAAUCUGGUCCAGCUGGUCCUGCAGGAAAGAGAGGAGAGCAGGGACCUCAGGGACUAAAUGGUUUCCAGGGUUUGCCUGGGCUCCCAGGCCCACCUGGAGAGCCAGGAAAACCAGGCAAUGAGGGUGUUGCUGGCGAGGGUGGCGCUGCUGGUGGGACAGGUCCAAGGGGAGAAAGAGGCCCUCCUGGAGAGAGAGGUGAAAUCGGACCAAAUGGUCUGCAGGGGCCCAAAGGUAGUCCAGGAGGACCAGGUCCAGAUGGGCCAAAGGGUAACCCUGGACCUCCGGGUAGUUUGGGAGAAGCAGGAGCUCAAGGACUUCAGGGAAUGCCAGGAGAGAGAGGCAUCCCAGGACCUUCAGGACCAAAAGGAGAUGACGGCUCAGUUGGAGAGGCUGGACUUGAGGGCAAAGCAGGAGCUGAUGGUGCCAGGGGACUUCCUGGGCCUGUUGGACAUCCUGGUUCAAGUGGCCCCAAUGGUGAGAAGGGUGAACCUGGACCAGCAGGACCAACAGGUCGCCGAGGUUCGAGAGGAAUAGCUGGUUCUCCCGGAGAGCCUGGUCCUACUGGUGCCAUUGGUUUCGCUGGACCUCCUGGUCCCGAUGGCCAGCCUGGGGUCAAAGGUGAAACUGGCGAGCCAGGCCCGAAGGGAGAAGCAGGAGCACCCGGACCACAGGGCAUAGCUGGGACACCAGGAACUCAGGGGCCUGUUGGAAUUACUGGACUAAAAGGAGGCAGAGGGACACAGGGCCCAACGGGCUCUACUGGGUUUCCUGGCUUGCCUGGAGGAGUCGGAUCACCUGGCUCUCUUGGGGCUGUUGGGGCAGACGGACCCAUUGGUGAACCAGGAAAACCAGGUCCUCCAGGAAUUCGAGGUGAAAAUGGAGCCACUGGACGACAAGGAGAGCGAGGACCUGCAGGCCUACCAGGGCCUGCUGGAGAGAAGGGAGACUCUGGAGAGGAUGGUCCUCCGGGAGCUGAUGGACCGCCAGGACCUGCUGGACCCUCAGGACAGCGAGGCAUCGUGGGAGAGCCUGGAGUCAGAGGGGAGAGGGGCAUGCAAGGACUGCUGGGACCUGCUGGUUUGCCCGGAAAAGCAGGAGCAGCUGGAGCUCCAGGUGUCAAGGGGCCUCCUGGAGGAGUUGGUUUACCAGGAGCCACGGGCCCAAAAGGAGACCCAGGGCCUGAGGGUGUCACCGGAGCAGAUGGCUCACCCGGUAAUGAUGGUCUCAUUGGAGAAAGGGGUGACAAAGGUAAUCCAGGUUCAGAGGGUCUGGCUGGACCUCCAGGGUCUCCAGGGACCGAAGGUCCAGUGGGAUUGACGGGAAGUCCAGGACGAAGAGGUGAAAAUGGUGGCAAAGGAUCCCCUGGACCCCAUGGACAAGCCGGAGUGCGAGGGAAAGUAGGACCUCAAGGGCCACAGGGAGAAAAGGGAGCAGAAGGAGAGCAAGGAGAGAGGGGUCAGAAGGGACACAGAGGCUUCACAGGACUCCACGGUUUGCCAGGAACAAGUGGUGCCACGGGAGAUGCAGGAGCACGAGGCAUUGUUGGACCAGUUGGACAGAGGGGUCCUCCUGGAGUGACAGGACCUCCUGGGAAAGAAGGGAAGCCUGGUCAGCCUGGACCGAUGGGCGCUCCUGGAAGUAGAGGUGCUAGUGGGGACAUCGGGGCACAGGGACCACCAGGUGAACCUGGACCCCCAGGACCUCCAGGCCCACCUGGGCCUAUCAGAGCAGCUGAGGAGCACAGCUUCGGUGACAUAGUUGAUUACAUUGCAAACAGCGUCGGACCAGAAGCUGCGGAAUUUGUUGAAGACGAUGUCGCGGCUGAGCCUCCUCCACCUCCAGAGAUCAACAAAGAUGAGGCCCUUCCCAAUACUGGUCCAGGCAUUCUGCGCACCGACACUGGCGUCCACACCACGCUGAAGACGCUCAGCGGAUAUCUACAAAACCUGCGAAGUCCUGAUGGCAGCAAGAUGAAUCCAGCUAAAACCUGCCAGGACAUCAGAGAGUGCUACCCUCUGAAAAAGAGCGGUGAGUACUGGGUUGAUCCCAACCAAGGAAGCGCUAAAGAUGCAAUCAAGGUGUUCUGCAACAUGGAGAGUGGUGAAACCUGCAUUUCUGCCAAUCCUGCCGUCAUUCCUCGCAAAGCCUGGUGGAACAAAUCCAAUUCCAACGCCAAGAGACCCAUCUGGUUUGGAGCUGACAUAAAUGAUGGAACCAGAUUCCGCUAUGGAAAUAAGGAAGAUCAGCCAAACGCGGUGGCAGUUCAACUGAAGCUGCUGCAGCUUCUUUCCAAAGAGUCGCACCAGAACAUCACCUACCACUGCAAGAACAAUGGAGCAUCCAAAGACGAGAAGAGCAGUGGUGCAAAGAAAGGUCUGAUCCUCAAAGGUUCCAGCGGCCAAGAAAUGAGGAUGCAGGGCAACAACCGCCUCCGAUACACCGUAAUCGAGGACAGCUGCUCAAAAUCAAGUGCACAGUGGGGUAAGACAGUGAUUGAGUACAGGACUCAAACUCCGGCCAGGCUUCCCAUCGUGGACGUGGCCGCUGUGGACGCCGGACAGGCUGAUGACGAGUUCGGCUUGGACAUUGGACCUGUUUGCUUCUCCUAAAACAAACACAAAUCAUCAGACGGAUAGAAAAAGGUUGUUUCAGUGGAGUAGCAUCAUCAGAGUUUAGAUGUUUCAUAGCGUUUCUGCUACAUGACUCACAGGGCGCUGACGUCCGUUAUUCUUGUUGUUGGUAAUCCUACGUUCUCUGUGAGGAAAUGCAAAAACGUACCUCAGAUGUUCAGUGCGAGGCCUACCUACAUCCAAAACCUGCCUCAGACAGAGCAAACACUUGCAUAAAAUGAAAUACAGCCAACGCUAAUUCAAAUGUUAAUGAGCUAUUUUUAUUUGGUAUGUAGAAGGUGGAGGAUUGUUUUUCUUUUUUUUUACACUUAGUCUUUAAUUUUUAUGAACUUUUAAAAAUAAUGAAAAUUGUUCUUGAACCUAAAUUAUUAAGUAAUAUGCUGGAACUCGCUUAGUCUUUCAAAUGAAAAUAUUUCAUUUCAUUUUUACAUUUGCUCAAGUGCAAACUGUAAAUGCGGUAUAUGAUUGUAAAUUGCUAAUUAUUUUAUUGUCGACUGUGGAUGUGGAAUAAAUGUAUUUCUUUAAAA
Messenger RNA from Thalassophryne amazonica, 4254 nucleotides. RefSeq names its product collagen alpha-2(V) chain-like. Gene Ontology annotation, cellular component: collagen type V trimer. Gene Ontology annotation, molecular function: extracellular matrix structural constituent. Lineage: Eukaryota; Metazoa; Chordata; Actinopteri; Batrachoidiformes; Batrachoididae. The record is from RefSeq and is a predicted model, not a curated record. The coding region runs from base 152 to 3706 and encodes 1184 amino acids. The transcript is spliced from 42 exons.